GGUUAUUUUGCCCUCUAUCAGAUGCUUAUGGACACGAACUUGCUAAAGGUAGAGAGCCUCCUGGUCGUGGACAACGUCAUGUACAAGGGUGAGGAGUUGUCUGGGAAGGAUCUCAGCUUGAAUGGCUUGGGCGCUCAAGCAUUGAACCAGGGCCUUUUGGAUGACCACCGCGUGCAUCAGGUGAUGCUUCCUCUCAGAGAUGGAGUGACCCUUGUGUACCGGCAAUGCUGAGGCAACUGAACGCCCAAUGUACAGUGUCAUCCCUAACCUUCUGUUUGUGUAGGAUGCAGUCGCCUAAAACGUUAUUUGUAUACCACACUCCAACGCCUUGUUCCCCACAUUGACGUGUGGGGUUUUUAUUUUUAGUUCUGUAUCCGCC
Messenger RNA from Cladocopium goreaui, 379 nucleotides. The record is from the annotation of a GenBank genome assembly. NCBI's taxonomy places the organism in Eukaryota, Dinophyceae, Suessiales, Symbiodiniaceae.